Coccidioides posadasii C735 delta SOWgp is the source of this 351-nucleotide messenger RNA. RefSeq lists its product as uncharacterized. The record is from RefSeq and is a predicted model, not a curated record. NCBI's taxonomy places the organism in Eukaryota, Fungi, Ascomycota, Eurotiomycetes, Onygenales, Onygenaceae. Gene Ontology annotation, cellular component: preribosome, large subunit precursor.
AUGGCAAAAGGCGCUCGGUCAAGCGUUAAAAAGCGUAAUAAGGCAAACCUACGAGCCAAAGUGUUUGGGCCUGUUGCGGACCAAAGAACAGAAAGACUUUCGGCGAAGCUUCAAGAAUUGGCCUCCAAGACUUCUGUGAAGGAUACAGAUAUGGCAGAUGCAGAUUUUAAUCUGAUCGAAAAGCUAGAUCACGCUUCAACUAAUAUGGACAUUGAUGAGAAUUCUGGUGGUUCCAAGCCAGAGUCCAGUGGUACGGGCCGAAUCCAAAAAAGAGUCCGCAGAAAGACACGGCCUUCAAUUACGUUUAAACCACACCCUGGCAAGGUGAAGAGGUCGUCUAAAAAGAAAUGA